AUGCGAACCACAUUGUACGUUGACUACGAUCACAUGAUGCGCUUCAACGCCGAUUUGGUCGUCGUCGGGGAAGAAUUUUUCCGCUUUGAACCGUAUCUACGAAAGACUGUGGAAGAGUUUGUUGCGAAGAAUCUUCGCCAGGAAGAGACAUCUGCCAUGGAAAUGGCAGGCAGAAACUUUUGGCUUUCGGUUUACAACCUGCCCUCUGUCAGGAAACUCCGUGAUUUGCGAUCAGAGCAAAUUGGUGAACUGUCUUCAAUAUCUGGCACUGUCACUCGCACAUCUGAAGUUCGUCCAGAACUUCUCCUGGGUACCUUCACUUGUAUGGAAUGUGAUGACUUAUUUGAAAACGUAGAGCAACAGUUUCGGUAUACGGAGCCGCCUAUGUGUCAAACGUGCCAAAACAAGAAGGAAUGGAAGCUUAAUGUCGAGAAAAGUACUUUUGUGGAUUGGCAGCGAGUUCGAAUGCAGGAAAAUGCUCAGGAAAUUCCCGCCGGUUCAAUGCCGCGCACCAUUGAUGUCAUCCUCCGAAAUGACAACGUUGAGAGCGCUAAAGCCGGCGACAAGGUGAUCGUCACUGGAACUCUUAUUGUGCUCCCUGACGCCGUAAGUUUGGCCGGUGCCGGUGAGAAGGUUCAAGCCGGCCCUAAAGGUGGGGUUGGACUUCGUGGGGAUGGGUACAGUGGAGUCAAGCAGUUCGGGGUGAGAGAGCUUGUGUAUAGAACAGCCUUCUUGGCAUGCCAUGUCGCUUCAGCAGAGGGAAAGCCUGGUGCUACCUCUAUCAGAGGCGAGGAGGCUGAUGAAGAGACUUUCGAUAGCAUUCUUCGCAGCUACACCAGGGAGGAGCGCGAUGAGAUUGGUGCAAUGAAAGCCCAUUCGCGCUUGUACCAGCGCAUGGCCGGAAGUAUUGCUCCUACAGUGUACGGACAUGACGAAGUGAAGCGAGGUGUCCUCCUUAUGCUGUUUGGAGGGGUCCACAAGGAAACAAAAGAAGGGAUAUCACUGAGAGGUGAUAUCAACAUAUGUGUUGUUGGGGAUCCAUCAACAGCCAAGAGCCAAUUCCUCAAGUACGUCGUCAGCUUCCUGCCACGUGCUGUGUACACUAGUGGGAAGGCCUCAUCAGCCGCUGGUCUCACUGCAUCUGUGGCGAAAGAUCAUGAAACUGGUGAAUUCUGCAUUGAAGCUGGCGCUCUAAUGCUUGCUGAUAACGGUAUUUGUUGCAUUGACGAAUUCGACAAGAUGGACCUCAAAGAUCAAGUUGCUAUUCAUGAGGCAAUGGAACAACAAACAAUUUCCAUUUCAAAAGCUGGCAUUCAAGCUACUCUCAACGCUCGGACUUCAAUUCUUGCAGCGGCCAAUCCUGUGGCUGGCAGGUACGAUCGGUCACGGACGCUGAAGCAAAACUUGACAAUGUCCGCUCCCAUUAUGUCGCGUUUUGACCUGUUUUUCGUCGUGCUCGAUGAAUGCGAGGAGUCUUCCGACUACAACGUUGCUCGAUUCAUCAUCAGUAUUCACAAGGGUGGCGCUACUAGUCAACCGACAGAAUUCAACGAAGGGCAAUUGCAGCGGUAUAUCAAGGCCGCAAGGAAAAUCAACCCUGUCAUUCUGCCCGAGUCUAAGCUUCUAUUGGUGGAAUCGUACAAGCGACUGCGACAGGCAGAUUCUACUGGCGGAGUGCGGUCAUCGUACCGGAUCACUGUCCGACAACUCGAAAGCCUCAUUCGCCUUUCAGAGGCACUUGCUCGCUUGCACUUGGAUGAUUGCGUGCGUCCACAGUACGUGAAGGAAGCUGUUCGAUUAUUGCGGAAGUCCAUCAUUCACGUGGAGACGGAAGACGUGGACCUCAACGAAGGUGAGGAGGAAGAGAAGGACGAUGACAACGAUGAGGCGAUGAAUACGGCUCCAGCAGCCCAAACCGAACCCAGCACAUCGAGACCUGAAGCAUCUUCCGCGGGCGGGCCGGAUCCCGAAAAUCCUGCCACUGCAGCUGGAACAUCUGACACUCCUACUGAGCAAGGCCCAAGUGCACAGCGAGAUGAGGCCGACACCAACGCAGGCGAAGCAGACACGGCCGCCCCAGAGACAGAAGGCGCAGCGGGCGAGUCCUCCAAGCCCAGCUCAUCCACAGCUGAGGGAUCUAAACCGGCUGAAAAGGUGACGAUUGGAUUUAACGAGUUCAAACUCUUGAUGAACAAGGUGGUGCUCCACCUCAGAAAGCAAGAACUCACAGAAAGUGAAGGAAAAGGGGCAGCUAAGAGAAAGGACAUCAUCAAGUUCCUUUUGGCAGACGCCGACCAGCAGGCCGGAAGCGGUGGGGCCUUCGAGUCGGAGGAGGCUUUGAAACGGGAAGCUAAAAUAAUGCGGCUGGUCGUCAACCGAAUGGUGAAAAAGGAACGUGUGUUGGUCGAGGUUCCAAAUCAAGGUGAAGAGGUAUCUCGGGAUGACCGGCUCUACGUUGUGCAUCCGAACUAUGUCUUAGAAUGAUCCUGGUGCAGCAGUGUAUAGCUUUAGUUUUCGUGCGAGCAAUGUAAAGAUCAACAAAGCAGUGGUUACUU
Chondrus crispus (carragheen) is the source of this 2555-nucleotide messenger RNA. Its product is annotated as DNA replication licensing factor MCM6. Gene Ontology annotation, cellular component: MCM complex; nucleus. The record is from RefSeq and is a predicted model, not a curated record. The transcript is spliced from 2 exons. Gene Ontology annotation, molecular function: single-stranded 3'-5' DNA helicase activity; single-stranded DNA binding; ATP binding. Gene Ontology annotation, biological process: DNA replication initiation; double-strand break repair via break-induced replication; mitotic DNA replication. Bases 1 to 2484 code for a protein of 827 amino acids. NCBI's taxonomy places the organism in Eukaryota, Rhodophyta, Florideophyceae, Gigartinales, Gigartinaceae.